UGUAGAAUCUUUCCUCACGCCAAUUGAAACCCCGAAGAAAGAAGCUAUGAGAUACACGAGUCACCAUUCUGCCGCAGCCGCCAUGUCGCUCUCCCUGCUGCGAAGCGCCCGUGCCCCCCGCCGGCCGUUCGCUGUCGCCGCAGCUCCCGCCGUGGCAGCAGCACCACAUGCCCACGCGCAACAGCACAACUACCACAUGACGCCGCACCGGGCGCUGCCCUACAAGGACGCACAGGACCGCGAGACUCUGCGGCCGCGGACGGCGGAGCACACGUCGACGGGGCGGGACGACGACGUGGCCGGGGCGCACCCGGACGCGGCCUUUAACCCGGACAAGACGCGGCCUGAGACGGAGCGGCGCGCGGCCGCGGCGGAGCAGGAGGAGGGGGGGGAACAAGGACAAGAACAAAGGCGGGGGGGACGACGCGGCGGCGAUGGUGAGAGCAGUGCGAGCGCGGUCGAGGGCACGGGCGCGAACCAGGAGCUCAGCAAGCCGAGGGGCGACGAGCGGUCCAAGGCGGACCGCGGUGCUGGGCAGGAGGUGCGCAAGGGCGGGAGGAGCGGCGGCGGGAGCCCGCCCAAGCAUGGCGAGGUCGGAGGUGGCCGUCGUCGCUGAAGGACUGGGACAAGUCUGGAGGUAAAACCUACCUACUAAGCUGGCAGAGUACCUACUCACCAACUACUUGCUUCGCCUUUGUCGGUGUUGGUGAUGGUGACGGACAGCAGGGCGAGACUAGGGCGGCGCGGGAGCUGGUCACUAUACUACAAGGGC
Molecule: messenger RNA, 772 nt
Organism: Purpureocillium takamizusanense
Lineage: Eukaryota; Fungi; Ascomycota; Sordariomycetes; Hypocreales; Ophiocordycipitaceae
Exons: 1
Coding region: 47-616 (189 amino acids)
Source: RefSeq, a predicted model, not a curated record